This is a messenger RNA of Drosophila grimshawi, 1286 nucleotides long. RefSeq names its product putative transferase CAF17, mitochondrial. Bases 91 to 1155 code for a protein of 354 amino acids. The record is from RefSeq and is a predicted model, not a curated record. Gene Ontology annotation, cellular component: mitochondrial matrix. Gene Ontology annotation, molecular function: protein binding. The transcript is spliced from 2 exons. NCBI's taxonomy places the organism in Eukaryota, Metazoa, Arthropoda, Insecta, Diptera, Drosophilidae.
UUAUCGCAACACACACAAAUUUCAAGUCAGUUUUGUGAUUUAAUAAUAUUGGUGUUUAUAUUAUUAAAGAAAAUCAAAGAUAAAUUUGGGAUGAAUAAUCUGUGUAAAAAUUUAAAGUUUCCACGCUUUGCCCGAAACUCAAUUCGGAACAUUGUCGGCCUAAAUAAUAAUAAUAAUAAUAAUAAUAAUAAUACAUCCACUUUGGAACCAUUGCCUCAACGCGAACUGAUACGCGUCCAUGGUGCUGAGGUGACACCAUUCCUCCAGGGCCUCGUCACCCAGGACGUGUCCCGCCUGCAAGAGCCCAGUGGGCCAGCCUCAAUUUAUUCUCUAUUCCUGAAUCGUGCUGGUCGUUUAAUGUUCGACACCAUCAUCUAUCGGACCAAUGAUAAGGAUACAUAUCUGGUGGAAUGUGAUCGUGAUGCAUCCUCCGAUUUUCGUCGUCAUCUGCGCACAUAUCGUGUGCGUAAACACAUCGAUAUCGACACAGUCGAUGAUGAAUAUGUGCCCUGGGUGCUCUUCAACGACGGCCAACAGAAGGACACCGAGGCAAGGAUGGCCAGUAGCAAACAAAAGGCUAAGGAUUUGUUUAUCGCAUCGGAUCCGCGCAUCGGAAGCCUAGGCAUACGCAUUCUGGCGCCAUCGGAUAUGAGUGAUGCACAGCUGGCGACAACUUUGUGGCGCAAUCACGAAGUGAUCGCCGUCAAUCCCGACAUCGAGAAGAACUACAAGCUGUUGCGCUACAAGCAGGGCAUUGGCGAGGGCAUCGAGGAGCUGCCGCCUGGCAAAUGCUUUCCCCUGGAGGCCAACGCAGAUUACCUCAACGGCGUCAGUUUCAACAAGGGCUGCUAUGUUGGCCAGGAGCUAACCGCUCGCGUUCACCAUUCUGGCGUCAUCCGUAAACGUUAUAUGCCCAUCCGAUUUACGGCACCGAUCCGCUCCGACAUGACAGUGAAAUCUGUGUCGGGCGCCAGUCUUGGACGUGUCCUCGGACAUGCCCAAAAUCAUGGCGUGGCCCUGUUACGCAUCGAACCGGUGCUGAACAGUGCCCAGCAGCUGGUACUGGACGGUGAUCGCUGCUUUGCCGAGCGUCCCCAUUGGUGGCCCCAGCAGGCGACCACCAAGCGAGGCAUGGCUGCUGUCAACAUCGAAUGAGAGCAAAGAGAUUGAAUUUUGUUAUUUGUGUGAUUAGAAGUAAUCUGUUGUAUUUGUUGUUGUAAUCAAAUUAGUUUGCUAUGCGUAUAUAUACUAAAGUCCAUUUUGCGGUGACUGUCGAGACAGAGAGA